AUGGGGCAUAAGAAACGUUCGAGGAGUCGUGAAAGAUCUAGUGAAGAAAGAUAUUCAAAAAGAUUGAAGAAGGUCGAAGAAAGAGUGGAUGAUAUCUUUGCGAGUAUUUCAUCGCUUCGAGAUUUAUUUUCAUCAAAGGGAACAAAUGAAGAGUUUAUAGAUCCUAUCCAAAGUCCUGGAGAUGAUUCUGGACUUGUUCCUCCGGGUGAUCCAGAUGCGAAGGUUGCAGACUCAUCUGAGGAAACAGACUCUGGUAGAGUGGAUAAUGAUUCUUCUAAUAAUACUGAUUCAACAUCUCAGGAAAAUCCUUCGAAGAAAGAAUCGGAGAAAAAUACGGAAGUUCCUGUUAUUGAACUUGAUCCACCUCCAAAUAUUACUGCUAAUUCUGCUCCUACAGCCAAAACUACGGAUUCUACUCAGGUAGAAGUUAAGGAGAAGAGUUCUGAGGAUAUUCCGUGGGCCCUCGAUGAUACUGUUCUUGAGAUUAUGGGUUCUGAGCCGGCUGCUGAUGAACCUCAGUUAGUUUUACACUCGAGUGUAACAAACCGUUGGAAAAAAUAUAUUACAGACGGUCUUAAAAAGGAGGAUAAAGAAUUGUUAUUAAAAAAAUACCCGAGAACUGGGAAGUUUUCACUAGAGCCUCCUAUUCUCAACGACGAAGUAUCGGGAAGUCUGAAGGAGUCCGCGGUAAAGAGAGAUACCUAUUUUUGCUGGACGCAGAAGCUUGCGGGUUCGGCAUUGUCAGCUCUUUCUCCAGUUAUUGAGUCUCUUGCGACGUCUAAGGCUCCUGAAGAUGUGAAAAGAUUGGAUAAUAUCUGGGCUGCAUCUAAAAUGCUCAUUGAAAUACAUCGUUCGCAGACAGUUGCGCACGAGCUACAAAAAUCAUCUUUCAAAGAAACCGCCAACUUUCAAGAACCAACCAAACCAACCAGCUUACCCGAAGUCGAGUCAAUAUCACCAGAUUCGUCAUCGGAAUCAAACACCUUAAAUUCCAAAGAUGAAAUCGCGUCAACAUCCUCUAGCAUCAAAGCUUACCCUGGUUGCCGCCAGGCUAUCAGCGAAGCGCUCAUAAAUAGAGGGACACCGAAAGAAGCAGUUGACAUCAUGAUAGCUCCACUGGAGGAAUCUACUAUCAAACAAUACAAUGGGAUGUUGAAAUUAUGGUGGCAUUGGAAUAUUCAAUGUGAUGAGAACCCUUUGAUAGUUUCAUCUGAGAAAACGCUAAAAUUUCUGACCGAGAGAUUUGACAACGGUAUCGGUCAUAGCUCUCUCAAUUCUGCCAAAGCAGCAUUAUCGCUGAUUUCUAACGAAAAUAUUGGCGGUAAUCAAUUAAUUAGCAGAUUUAUUAAGGGUUCAUCAAAAAUAAGGUCAAGUCUACCGAAAUAUGACGAGACCUGGGAUGUUGAUCCGGUUCUUGAUAAUUUGUCGUCGUGGUUUCCAUUAGAUUCUUUAUCUUUAAAAAAGCUAACUGAAAAAUUAGUCGUACUUUUGGCUUUGGGAACUGCCCACCGGGCACAAACUCUAUCUUUAAUUAAGAUUUCAAAUAUUAAUACGUUGGAAACUCGAAUAGAAAUUCGUAUAUCGGACAGGAUAAAAAUAUCAAAGAAGGGAAAAGUUCAACCGGUAAAUUCGCGUUUGCCUAAAGAAUCCGACCUGGACCCAUAA
Cotesia congregata is the source of this 1665-nucleotide messenger RNA. The record is from the annotation of a GenBank genome assembly. Lineage: Eukaryota; Metazoa; Arthropoda; Insecta; Hymenoptera; Braconidae.